GAUAAUGCAGGUCACUCACCUGUCAUCCUGUCAGUAUAGUGCCGUUUGUUGAUCUACAAAUGUUAAAAUCUACUUACUUAUUAAAAUGCUACGUGUUUAAUGUAAACGAUUUAUUGUGUGAUAAACAAUAAGACAUCCACAAAAUGUCUAAACAUCCGGCAGUGAUAGAAAUCAAAUCAUUAUGAUUUUGCAGGAUAGGAACACUUUAGUAAGAUAAUAGAAUAACAUGCGACUGAAACGCACAAACUUUAUACUAGGAAUAUGUGUAAUAACUUGGGCUUUAGUGUUAUAUUUUGCAUUCCUGUCCCAUCUAACAAGUAAAAGUGAACCAAAUGGAAACGUUGACAAACAAAUCAUGAUACUGGAACAAGGCAUAUCAGAACAGUUUAAAAUAAAUAAUGACAUGAUCCAUGACGCUAGGAGGUUUUUACAAAUAAAAAGCCAAGGAGAUGUUAGCAAAAGUAGUAUAAAGGAUUUUCAAGACUUUAAAUUACCAGUACUAGUAUUUGCGUGCAAUAGAGUUGGUGUCAGUAGGUGCUUAGAUAGGCUUUUGCAAUAUAGACCAGAUCCUGAUAAAUUUCCAAUAAUAGUGAGCCAAGACUGCAAUCAUGAGGAAACAACCGAAACUAUUAGAAGAUAUGGAUCUCAAGUGUCACUUAUCCAGCAACCAGACCAAUCUGAUAUUCAGGUACCCCCUAAAGAAAAAAAAUUCAAGGGAUAUUUCAAGAUAGCGCGCCACUACGGCUGGGCCCUCAACCAAAUGUUUUUUAAUUUUAAUUUUAGUACUGUUAUUAUAGUUGAAGACGACUUGGAGGUAGCUCCAGACUUCUUUGAAUAUUUCCUUGGUACUUACCCAAUUUUAAAUCGUGACCCGACCCUUUGGUGCAUUUCCGCCUGGAACGAUAAUGGAAAGGAGGGUCUAGUGGAGGAAAAUCACCCAGAUCUGUUGUAUCGCACUGACUUUUUCCCGGGUUUGGGUUGGAUGUUGACAAAGUCCUUGUGGCUGGAAUUGUAUACCAAAUGGCCGAGGGCUUAUUGGGACGACUGGAUACGCGAUCCAUUGCAGAGAAAAGGCAGGGCGUGCAUUAGGCCAGAAAUAUCGAGAACGAGGACGUUUGGCAAAGUUGGGGUUUCAAAUGGGAUGUUUUUUGAAAAGCACUUAAAAUACAUAAAACUGAACGAGAAGUUUGUGCCUUUUACCAAAAUGAAUUUGAGUUAUUUAUUAAAGGAUGUGUAUGAUAGGGAUUUUAUUCGAGAUGUUUACCAAAGCGUGAUAGUCAGUUACCAGGAACUGAAAGGAGGCAAAAUUGCUCACGAUGGACCUGUAAGGAUUGUUUAUCGCUCAAAAGAAGAGUAUAAAUUAAUCACGAAAAAAUUAGGACUCAUGGAUGAUUUUAAAAGUGGGGUUCCUCGCACUGCAUACAAGGGUAUUGUCACUUUCCAUUAUAAGGGACGAAUGGUGCAUUUAGCUCCCAAUUUGAAUUGGAAAGGUUACGACUUGACGUGGAGCUAACCUUAAGAUUCCUAGUUACUUACACAAUUCCAUGUUUGAUAUUAAUAUAUUUGUUGUUUUAUGUUUGCACAUUCAAAAUGUGAACUGUUGGAAUUUUAAUUUUGUUCUAAUCAAGUUAAAAAUUGUGAUAAAGUUUUUAAUGGCGACUUGUGAGGUAGGCUGCGAUAACAAAUGGCAGCAUUUGAAAGUAGCCCACUAAAAUAUGUAUAAGUUCAAAUAUCGAUUGCUCGAUAAAUUGUUAUACCAAUUUAAGACAAGUACAUGGAAAGCGAGCGAGUUGUCAAUAUUCUACUAUAUUCUAAAAGUUUUUGCAUAUAGAAUACAGAAGGCGAUUACAUAAAAUAUGUAGAGUUCAAUUAGCAAUACCAUAUGUUCUAAGUUUUGACAGCUCAUUCGCAACAUAUGGACCGCGCUUCUUAAUGUAAAUAAAAGUGAAUAAUAAAAUUGUACAAAUUUA
This is a messenger RNA of Tribolium madens (black flour beetle), 1970 nucleotides long. Its product is annotated as alpha-1,3-mannosyl-glycoprotein 2-beta-N-acetylglucosaminyltransferase. Gene Ontology annotation, molecular function: alpha-1,3-mannosylglycoprotein 2-beta-N-acetylglucosaminyltransferase activity. Gene Ontology annotation, cellular component: Golgi apparatus. Lineage: Eukaryota; Metazoa; Arthropoda; Insecta; Coleoptera; Tenebrionidae. The coding region runs from base 227 to 1513 and encodes 428 amino acids. Gene Ontology annotation, biological process: protein N-linked glycosylation. The transcript has 6 exons. The record is from RefSeq and is a predicted model, not a curated record.